This is a messenger RNA of Dreissena polymorpha, 5199 nucleotides long. RefSeq lists its product as uncharacterized. Gene Ontology annotation, molecular function: zinc ion binding; nucleic acid binding. The transcript has a single exon. Bases 1 to 5199 code for a protein of 1732 amino acids. Gene Ontology annotation, biological process: DNA integration. Lineage: Eukaryota; Metazoa; Mollusca; Bivalvia; Myida; Dreissenidae. The record is from RefSeq and is a predicted model, not a curated record.
AUGGCGUAUGUGGAGAAACGAGAUAAAGAGAAACGGACUGAAUCUUCAGUUAAACUUCCUAAACUGGAUUUGAAUAUGUUUUAUGGAAAUAAAUUACACUGGUGCGAAUUCUGCGACGCCUUUGAUUGUACCAUCCAUAGAAACGAAAAGCUAUCGGACAUAGAAAAGUUCAGUUAUCUACAGAGUAAAAUUGGCGGUGACGCAAAGCGUGCUAUUGCUGGCCUAGCGCGAUCAGGAGCAAACUACAAGGUUGCUGUGAAACUGUUACAAGAACGAUUUGGGAAAACACAGGAAAUCAUUGAUAUUCAUUACAAGGAAAUGUUGAGUAUCCAAGCACCUUCUUAUAAAGUGGAGAGUUUGAGAUCAUUCAUGGAUACUAUUGAAAAGCAUCUUCGAAGUCUGGAAGUGUUAGGUGAAAAUGUGAACCAGCUUUUGUUCGUUUCAAUGAUAACAACAAAGAUUCCAGAAGGUGUGCUCCGUCAACUUGAAAUAAGCAAGGGAGCUGAUGUUGAAUGGGAUGUCAAAUCUCUUCGAACACAUUUGAGAAAUUACAUAUGUGCUUGUGAAAAAUCUAACAAAAAUAUCAAGGAAAACUAUGUUUCAAAGGAACGCGAAUUCAAUAUUCAAAGGUCAGGAAGUAGAAGCAAUAUACCAUUGAACACUCCCAGAGCAGCUUAUGGAAACUCACAAACCAUAAUCAAUCCUCGAAGCUCAUCAUCAUUCGUUACAAACGACAAUGAAGCACGCGUUUAUACCCAAAGCAGACAGCUUACACCAUCGUGUCAUUUUUGUGAUAAUUCACAUUGGAGUGACGAGUGUCCGCAGUAUAAGACACUUCAUGAAAGAAAACAAAAGAUCAAAGGACAUUGUUAUAGGUGUCUGAAAAGUGGACAUGUUGCAACCGAAUGCAAAUCAAAUAAGGCGUGUGUCUACUGUAAUGUGUAUAAUAGACAUCACAGAAGUUUGUGUCCAAAAAGAUUUGGUGAUAAAAGUGUGAAGGAACAAGCUCAUGUUCAAUUUGAUGAAGAUAUAAGUGAAGGACCAAAUGGGGACACAAAGCAAGAAGGUAUGAUGGUUUCACACGGAGAGACAGUUUUCAUGCAAACUGCAAAUACUGAAGUUCAAAAUCCGGAAACAAAUUCUUCAGUAAGAACAAGGAUUCUCCUAGACUGUGGUUCACAACGUACCUAUAUCACAAAAGAUUUAGCAGAUAGUCUUGGUCUAAAGUGCGAAGGAACGGAGGAAUUGAAAGUGUUCACAUUUGGUGGAAGUCAAGCUAAGACAAUAAAGACAGAUAUGACUUCAUUAAAUCUGAAGUUGAAAAGUGGCAAAUACAUGAGAAUAAGUGCAAAUAUUGUGCCAGUUAUCAGUGGUAAUGUGCAAAGGAAGACGCUAGAACCAUCCCUCCAAGAUUGUUUCAGUCAACUUGUGGAAACAUUAGAUCUAGCCGAUACUCUACCAAAUGAAACAGAAUCGUCUGCUAUUGACAUAUUGAUCGGGAAUGAUUAUUACCUUGAUAUAGUGCAUUCGCAAAAAAUGGAAGUGUCAGAAGGAUUAUACCUUCUUAAUUCAAAGCUGGGAUGGAUUUUGAGCGGAAGAACUAAAAGUGCAAGUGAAAGUGACGAGGAGGAAAACUUGCUGAUUCUUACAUUUGGGAGUCAGCUUUAUAACACAAGUGUACUCCAAACAGUUGAUAGUGCUGUUCAGACUAAAGUGGACUUAGAGGACUUUUGGAACCUUGAAUCCAUUGGAGUGAAAAAUGAAAAUGAAGAAGUGAUGGAUGAUGAAAUUGUGAUGAAAAAAUUCAAAGAUGAAGUUAUAUUUGAAGAUGGAAGGUAUCAAGUGACUUGGCCUUGGAAGGACGAAGAUUCCGAUUUACCAAGCAAUAAACAACUGGCAUUUGGUAGACUUAAAUCAUGUCUUAAGAAGUUGCGAAACAAGCCGGAGUUGUUAAACAAGUAUAAUUCUAUCAUUCAGGAGCAACUAGUAAAAGGGAUCAUUGAAAAAGUGCCUGAAAAUAAAUCAAGUGAACGCAUUCAUUACAUACCGCAUCAUGGUGUUGUGACUCCAGAUAAGACUACAACAAAACUCAGGAUCGUAUAUGAUGCCUCAGCAAAAGUGUCAAAGGAAAGUACAAGUUUGAAUGAAUGUCUUUAUAGAGGACCGGUUUUGCUCCAAGACUUGUGCGGUCUUCUCAUGAGAUUCCGUUUGCACAAAGUAGCCUUAGUUUCAGACAUUGAGAAGGCAUUUUUGCAGAUUGGUCUGCAGCCAUCUGAACGCGAUGUGACACGAUUCUUCUGGGUUAAUGAUAUAAAGGACCCAAGUGUUGGAUAUGACAACUUGGAAGAGUACAGAUUCUGUCGUGUUCCUUUUGGGAUAGUUUCCAGUCCAUUCUUAUUGGGAGCAACAGUGGAAACACACCUUGACUCAUAUGGAACACCUAUUGCGGAGCAAUUAAAACGUGAUAUUUAUGUAGAUAAUAUCAUUACUGGAGCAAGCAGUGACAAAGAAGGCAUCGAGAUCUAUCAAAAAGCAAAGUGUAUGUUCAAUGAAGCAUCGAUGAAUUUAAGGGAAUGGUUAUCUAAUAGUGAUCUGGUGACUGAAAGUAUACCAUCUCCUGACAGAGCGGUGUUAAAAGAAACACAUGUUUUAGGUCAUACAUGGAAUCAUAAGACUGAUACCUUGUCGUUACAGAAAAUCAAAGAGACAUAUGUACCAAUAACAAAGAGGAAUGUUUUUAAGACAGUCGCUUCUGUUUUUGAUCCAAUGGGAUUGUUCUCACCUGUUCUAUUGCGAGGAAAGCUUCUCAUUCAAGAAUUGUGGAAAAGAGGUGUAGAGUGGGAUGAGGAGAUUGAAGAUAUUGUGAUUGAGAAUCAAUGGACAGAGCUCAAAAAGGAUCUUGAGAAUAUAAGUAACUACAAAGUUGAAAGAAAUUUAUCAGUUGAUUACAAAGAUGUUAUAUACAGAUUGCUGUGUUUCUGUGAUGCAUCAAAACGCUCAUAUUCGGCAGCAGUUUACCUUCACCAGGAAAGUGCAAAUUCGUCCAAGUUGGAUUUAGUGUUUGCGAAAACACGCCUUGCUCCUGUAAAAGAAAUGACAAUACCAAGGUUGGAGCUAAUGGCUAUUUUAAUUGGAGUCAAAUAUUUACAAUUCGUGAAGAGUCAAUUAAAGCUGCAUAUUGUGGAAGAAUAUUUGUGGAGUGACUCCCAGGUUGCAAUUGCAUGGAUAAACAGUGACAAAAGUUUGCCUGUAUUUGUGAAAAAUAGAGUGGAGGAGAUUAAAAAGCAUGGGCAUGUACAUAUUAGAUACAUAAAUACGAAAGCAAAUCCUGCUGAUGUUGCUACUCGGGGAUCAAGUACGAAAGAUUUAAGUGAGAACAAACUCUGGUGGAAAGGACCUACGUUGUUCAGUGAAAAUUCAGGCGAAUGGAAUCUUGAGUGUGAAUUAGGAAUAUGUGAUUUAUCAAACGCUGAACAAAGAAGCAACAGUGAGUCAUGCGUAUUGACGGAAGUCAGUGUUGUUCUUGUAGAAGACGAUCCACCAUUUGGAAUGGAUAUCGAGAGAUAUUCUUCCUUAGGAAAGCUGUUGAAGGUUACGGCACUUGUGUUAUUAUUCAUACGAAAACUUAGGAAAAUUCGGUGCAAAAGUAGACGAAUUAAAAGUGGAGAUAUUCAAGAAGCUGAAAGCAUGUGGAUACGUUACAUACAAAGAAAACAUUACCACAAGGAUUAUAUUGCUAUACUUGCAAAGAAAUCAACUCAGUUACAGAAGCAACUGGGAUUGUAUAUUGAUGAUAAUGGGAUGAUUCGGUGCAGAGGGAGACUUGACAAUUCGUGUAUGGUUGAAGGGGCGAGACGCCCGAUGAUUCUACCACACAGUGAACGUUUUACUAAGUUAGUUAUAGAACAAAAUCACAAAGAGUGUUUGCAUUCAGGAGUUUCCCAAACUUUAGCCAAAACGAGACAGAAAUUUUGGAUAACACAUGGUCGAUCUGCAGUGAAAACUACUUUAAGAUCAUGUAAAGUAUGCACUCGCUUUGAGGGAGGUCCUUACAGGAUGCCUCCGAUGCCAGAUCUCCCGAGUACAAGGGUAAACGAAUAUCCAGCAUUCUCGAAAACAGGACUCGAUUAUCUUGGUCCACUACAGAUAAAGACCAGUGAAGGAUUCAAAAAAGUUUGGAUAUGUUUGUUUACGUGCAUGACAACACGUGCUUUUCACUUAGAGGUUAUUCAGGAUAUGACUUCGGAGGAGUUUCUUCUUGGAUUUAGACGGUUUGUGUCACAACGUGGUGUACCCUCAGAAGUGUUGAGUGAUAACGCAGCUCAAUUUAAACUUUCAAAACAAGUUAUCGAAGAUGUUUGGAAUAAUGUGGUUCAAAGUGUAGAUGUUCAUUCGUAUGUGUCAACAAAUGGAAUAAACUGGAAAUUCAUUGUGGAACUUGCACCAUGGAUGGGUGGUUUUUAUGAAAGCCUAGUGGGAGUUGUGAAACGUUCAAUUCGCAAGUCAAUUGGUAGACGAUUGUUAACAAUUAUUCAGUUACAAACUCUCAUCAAGGAAGUUGAAUCAACAGUGAAUUCUCGACCAUUAGUGUAUGUGGAAGAUGACGUAAAUUCAAAUAUUCCCCUCUCUCCAAACCAUUUUUUGACUCUAAACCCAAUCACUGGAAUUCCAGAACUGGAUUCAGUAUGUCAGGAUGAGGAUUACAACCCAAGUGAAAGUUCGAAAAAUAAAUUGUUGAAAAUAUGGAAGAAAGGACAAAAGACGUUAAAUGAGAUCUGGCGGAUUUGGCGUGAGGAAUACCUUACUAGCUUGAGAGAACGUUACCAAACACAACUGAAAUCAGGAAAAGUGUUUUCCAAGUCUAGCCCAAGUGAAGGUGACAUUGUUCAGAUCAAAGAUAAUGUGGCUAGAGGGAGCUGGAAACUUGGUCGAGUCGUCAAACUGGUGAAAAGCAGGGACGGUAGUGUUCGAUCAGCGAAAGUGGAACUGCCGUCAAAGACUGUUAUUGGAAGACCGUUGAACCUGUUGUACCCGUUGGAAUGCAGUGGUUCUAAGAACAAAUCGAGCGACGACAACAACAUUAUUCCGGAUGAACCAAACAAUGCCAUUCAAAGACCACGAUCUCAAAGACAAUCAGCAAAAUAUGCUACAACUGAAAUCAAGAAACUCUUUGACAAUGAAAAUAGAAAGAAACACUAG